AUGUCCAAAUCUAAGCCUCGCUUGGGAGGCUCCUCGGUCACGGUGAUAGGCAAAACUCACGACGAGUCCUCGAAGACCGCAAGCCCUUCGAUUGAAAACCUGCGUAACGAAAUCCAAGCCCGGUUUCAAACGCUAGACCAGAAACCCACAAAAAAGCAGAAGAGGGAUAACAAGAAUAAGACCUCAGUCAGCAGUGGAAAUAAGGGCAAGUCUGAUGCGGACGCCUUAGGGCGAGGAAAGAAGCGCGAUCGAAGUGGCCAAGUCCUGGAUCGUGACAAACAGAAUGCUGCUCAGAAGGAUAGAAUCCAGGAUAAUGAAGGUGGGGAGAGUGACGAAGACGACGAGUUUCGAAAAGAAGUGCAAGCCCUGGGUGGCACCUCCGAGGACCUGGAACUCGUUGCGGACGCAGAGUCCGACUCCGAGCUUGAGGGGCUCUCGAACGAAAAGACACUGAAAACUUCCAAGUCUCGGCCAUCUUCUCAGGCGGAUAUGGAAGGACUGGAUAAAGGACUGAAAAAUAUCCUGAAAGAGAUUGCCCUUGCACAGGGCGACCUUGAUGAGGAGGAACAUGAGUCCGACUUCAGCAACGUGGACGACCAGGAUCUCAAACGCCCUGCAGUGGAUGUCCACGCUAAGCAAGCCGAUGUGCCCCCACAGGGUAAAGACAUCAAGCAGCAGAAAGAAAAGUCACAACGCGGGAAGAAGGCUCACUUCAUCUGCGAACCCAGACCGGAGUGGUUCGACGUCCCUAGCCUAGAGGUCGACACGCAGACCGGCCUCAAAUAUACUCCCUCGAAAGACUCAAUCGACGAACUCUACGACUAUGCAAAGACCCUAUUGGAUGAAGAGAACCAGCGUUUUCAAGACUCGCAGCAGUCGUCGUCGGCCCAGUCCUUCUACAAUACAGUCAUUACAUCGGGGACGCUGUCGGACAAGAUCUCGGCCUUGACACUGGCCGUGCAAGAAUCACCCCUCCACAAUAUGCGGGCUCUUGAAACCCUGAUUGCGUUGGCGCGCAAACGCAGUCGGUCUCAGGCGGUGGAUGUACUUCGAGCUCUUAAGGAUCUCUUCGCACAAGGGUCUCUACUGCCAGAAUCGAGGAGACUCUACGCUUUCCACGCACAGCCAGCCCUUUCUCAUGUUUUAGGAGAAGUGAAGACAUGGAGAAAGGGGAACAGACUGCCGCGUGGCCUCGAGCAGAAGCACCUCAUUGUGUGGGCGUUCGAGAGCUGGUUGAAAGAGCAAUAUUUUGAGGUUCUCAAAACCCUCGAAGUCUGGUGUAACGACGAAAUCGAAUUUUCCAAGGCACGAGCUGUAAGCUACGUGUAUGAGCUGCUCAAGGAAAGACCGGAGCAGGAGUCGAACUUGCUCCGACUCCUCGUCAACAAACUUGGCGAUCCGGUGAAAAAGAUUGCUUCGCAAGCCUCGUACCUGCUAAUGCAGUUGUUGAUCAACCAUCCGGCCAUGAAAGGGAUCGUCAUUUCGGCAAUUGAGACAGACUUCCUCUUCCGCCCGGGACAGAGCUUGCAUGGCAAGUACUACGCGGUGGUGACGCUCAAUCAGACAGCACUGAGCUCAAAGGAGGAGGAAGUGGCAGAGAAACUGAUCGGUAUCUAUUUCCCCCUAUUUACACAGCUGCUUAAAUCUACGUCGGCAUCGUCCGACGAGCAGACGGAUGAUGGACCAGUACCUCGUGGUCGUGGAAAACAAAGCAAGCCCGCGGCCACCUCCGGGCAAGCGCAAACGGAGGAAUUGAGGGAGAAACUGGUCUCGGCCAUUCUGACAGGGGUCAAUCGGGCAUACCCCUAUGUUGGUUCGACUGGGACGAGUUUCAGCGAACAUAUGGAAACCCUGUUCAAGAUUGCACAUUCACCAAACUUUAAAACGAGCAUUCAGGCGCUGCUGCUCAUCCAGCGACUGUCGACACCGCACAAAGCCUCGAACGAUCGGUUUUACCGGGUGCUGUACGAAUCGCUGUUGGAUGCCCGGUUGAUUCACGCCUCGAAGCAACAACUAUAUCUCAAUCUGCUGCAUCGAGCGCUCAAGGCCGAUUUGAACGUGAAACGCGUCAAGGCUUUUGUGAAGAGAUUGUUACAGAUCCUGUCGUUGCAAGAGCCUUCGUUCAUCUGCGGAGCCUUUUUCCUGAUUCGAGAUCUUGAGUCGACCUUCCCACCACUCACCGGGCUGAUAGAUCAGCCGGAGGACCAUGACGACGACGAAGAAGUGUUUCGGGAUGUGGACGAAGAUGCCACUGCUCCUCCACCGGCGACCCUGAACCAGCCCCAAGGCAAUGUUUACGAUGGACACAAGCGGGCGCCUGAGCAUGCCAAGGCCGACAACAGCUGCGCGUGGGAAUUGCUUCCAUUUCUGGCGCACUUCCAUCCCUCCGUUUCUGUCAGCGCGGACCACGUCUUGCGACAUGCCAAACUCCCCGGGAAACCAGAUCUCAGUCUGCAUACGCUCAGCCACUUCCUGGACCGAUUUGUGUAUCGUAACCCCAAGCUGUCAUCGUCCGGUCUACGAGGGUCCUCAAUCAUGCAGCCGAUGGCGGCGGGUGACACGCACAACGUCCUCAUUGCCGGCAGUUUGGGUGGUCAUCGCCAGCUACCGGUGAACAGCGACGCCUUCAAGUCCAAGAAGAGUGACGAAGUAGCCGCUGAGGAUGUCUUCUUCCAUCAGUACUUCUCGACUCUAGACAAAGGGGCGACAAAGAAAGUGAAGGCGCAGAAGAAGCAUCAAAGCGAUGGGGAAGAAUCCGCAGAUGAGGAUGACGUGUGGAAGGCCAUGAUGGACAGCGCACCCGACCUUGAAGGGGAGAUGGAGAGUGAUGAUGAUGUCGACCUGUCUGAACUAGAUUCGGCCAUGGACGAAUCUGAUGGCGAGGGUGUGGACAUUGAGGCGGGCAUCUUUGAUGAAGACGAGGAAGAUCUCAUGGAGAUUGAGGAAGAUGGCGGCAGUGAGGGCAGAGACUUUGCAGGGUUUGAGUCGGAGGAAGACGACGACGACGAAGUAGAAGCAUCGGAUAAGAGGAAGAAGAGCAAGAAGGAGACCGAAGCAGAUGCGGGUAAGGGGAAGAAGAACAAAAAGCUGAAGGGUCUGCCUACGUUUGCAGCGGUAGAAGACUAUGCGAAGAUGCUGGAGGACGACGAGGACGAGGAUGUGUGA
Messenger RNA from Capronia epimyces CBS 606.96, 3165 nucleotides. RefSeq lists its product as uncharacterized. The record is from RefSeq and is a predicted model, not a curated record. Bases 1 to 3165 code for a protein of 1054 amino acids. Gene Ontology annotation, cellular component: nucleus. The transcript has a single exon. Lineage: Eukaryota; Fungi; Ascomycota; Eurotiomycetes; Chaetothyriales; Herpotrichiellaceae.